This is a messenger RNA of Scylla paramamosain (green mud crab), 2540 nucleotides long. RefSeq names its product protein IMPACT-B-like. The transcript has 9 exons. Gene Ontology annotation, molecular function: protein binding. Gene Ontology annotation, biological process: GCN2-mediated signaling; regulation of translational initiation. Bases 339 to 1175 code for a protein of 278 amino acids. Gene Ontology annotation, cellular component: cytoplasm. The record is from RefSeq and is a predicted model, not a curated record. Lineage: Eukaryota; Metazoa; Arthropoda; Malacostraca; Decapoda; Portunidae.
GAGGGACGACACAGCACCAGACGCCACACAACAAGGCACUCUGUUUAAAGGGUGCCAUAAACUGCUGCUUUAUUUAAUGUAUUUUCGCAGAACAAGACAGUGACAGGGGCCGUGGCUGCCUGCGUGUGCUGGUUCAAGCUUGGUGCCUACCGGGAAGUGCCUACAGGGCCACCAAAGCUAAUAUUGAUACGAAUGUAGAGGGACAAAAGAGAAAAGCAGGAAGACCACCACCACCAGCACAGUGGAAGAAAGUACGAUAGUAUGGUCAAAACAAUCUGGCAACGCUGGCGGACAGGCGGAGUGACAGACAUUCACGUUCAAGAUUUCAGCCGUGCAGCAUGGCAGACGAGAACCUGGCAAGGCAGAACGAUGAGAUAGAAGCGCUGGCGUCCAUCUACGGCACAGACUUCCACACGGAGAGCGCCGAGCACCGCACCUACAGUGUGGAGAUCAACGAGGCACAGCUGUCCUCCCUCCUGCAGGUGACCAUGCCCACUGACUACCCUGCUGAGGCCCCUCCCACUUACAGCCUCAGUGCCCCAUGGCUCAAGGGUCUUCGUCGGCAGGAACUGUGUGGUCACCUGGAGAAUAUUUACCUGGAGAACACAGGGGAGAGCAUCGUGUACCUGUGGGUGGAGAGAAUACGGCAGUUCAUGGUGGAGUUUGGGGAGGAGGAGGAAGUGCAGGAGUCACAGGCACAGGAGGUCAUCGCCAUUCAGGACACCCCCAAGGAACUCGCACAAGAGAUGGACUGCCCUGAAAUUUUCUCAGGUGAAAUCAUAUCAGACCGCAAGAGUGUCUUCCAGCCCCACCUUGCAGCCGUCCAUUCCCAGGCACAGGUUGGACAAGUGUUAAAGAAGCUGUAUGAGAACAAGAAGGUUGCCAACGCUACCCACAAUAUGUACGCCUACCGCUUCCUUCCUGACGGGUCCACACACAUCACCCAGGACUGUGAGGAUGAUGGGGAGGACCACGCUGGUGGCCGCAUGCUGCAUCUCCUACAGAUUCUUGAUGUGGUUAACGUGAUGGUGGUUGUGACGCGGUGGUACGGGGGCAUCCACCUUGGCCCAGACCGCUUCAAGCAUAUCAACAACGCUGCCCGGCAAAUCCUGGACUCUUGUGGCUAUAUCGUUCCCCGGCAGGACGACAACAAGAAGAAAAAAAAGGGGAAAUAACAAGGUCUUCAUCUGGUGUUCCUCUUUCCUCCUUGUGCUGGUGACAGCUUGAGUGCAGGGACGGCUCUUGUGAUUCGCUGGUUUGUCAGGGUGCAAUGUAUGACACUUUUUGUACUUUGUUACUUAGCUGGUUAUAUUGUGAUGAAGAAUGUAUGAUUGUUUAUUAUUUAUGUAUGUUCACAGUGGCCGGUGCGGGAGAAGUGAAUGCGGAUGAAGCAAGUUUGGCCGUAAAUCAGGAAGUUUGUGAAAUAGUGAAAGUUUGCCGGAGUGUUAGUCAUGCACGGAGGGCCACAGCUUUUUUGCUUUGUCCUGCUUCAUUUGUAUAAUUUAGACUGCAAAGGUUGCACUGGAGUUUUGCAGCAGAAUGAUGUGAUAUUUUGUACUGAUUGACGUUGUGAGGAAGACCUCUGAGUAAUGAAAAGAUCUGGCAGUAAGGGUGUUUGUUCCUUCUGUACUAGACUCUUAAGAGUAUCUGAAGCAAAUCAUUCCUCUCACUGUAGGAAUAAAACUGCAAUGAUGUGAUAUUUUCCAUUGAGUGGGUAAGCUUGAAGAGAUCUUGCAGUAAGGGUGUUCCAUCUAUCCCAGGCUGAGAACACCCUUAAGAGUAGCUGAGGCAAGUCGUUCCUCUCACUGUAGGAAUAAAAAAUGCAGAGGAGACGGUUCCUUGUUUCCUCAUUCCGUCCCUUUAAGUCAAGUUGUACAGCAUGCAUGGAAUGUAGGGUCAUAUUCUGAGACACUUCUGCACUGCACCUCCACUACAUUCAGAAAGCUGUAAUUGAAACUACACAGGUUCUUAAGAGAUUUCAUAGUUCUAGUGACAAGUUAACAAGAUUUCUACAUUAUCAACAGGAGAAACACUCUUGAGAACCCAGCUAAUCAUCUCUGUUGUGGUGAGAGAGCAAAGCAUUUCUGAAUACAGGCCACAGUAGUUCUCUUCCCACUAGCUAUGGAUAGAGUAGCCUGGCUGUGUCUUCUUAACAUGUCUGUCCAUACACUAGUCUCAAUAAAAGUGUUUCCAGUAAUUCUAGUCUGUGGUUUGUGAUUUCUCAGUGCACAGGGACCAGUUUAGUGAGCAGUGUAGUGUAUCAGUGGGGCCUUAAAGAGUCAGUGCAUCCCUUGCCUUGUUAUCGGAGCCUGCAGGUGUUCAGUGUUCACAUGCCACUGGUUAGGGUAGAUGUAGACAGUUCCUUUCUAUUGAGAGUUCUAAUGUGUAUUGUAUAAGUUGUUAUUGCUGCUUUUAUUGGCUGUGUGGAUUUUUGGUGAGUGAAGUGAAAGGUUUGAAUGAUAAAAGGUUGUUUUAGUUUAUUGUCAUUAGUUUUAUUGUUUGUAUGGCUUUUUGAUGAAUAAAGUGGAAGGUUUAAGUGA